Laccaria bicolor S238N-H82 is the source of this 813-nucleotide messenger RNA. RefSeq lists its product as uncharacterized. The transcript has 6 exons. NCBI's taxonomy places the organism in Eukaryota, Fungi, Basidiomycota, Agaricomycetes, Agaricales, Hydnangiaceae. The coding region runs from base 1 to 813 and encodes 270 amino acids. The record is from RefSeq and is a predicted model, not a curated record.
AUGCCCAACUAUCGACUUCAAGACUUGAAAGUUCCCGAUUCGCAUAUCUGCUUCCUAACUAGACAAGAAUGGAUUAGCGGAAUUUUCGACCACACUCUCGCAGCGCUACUCAACGGAACUGCAAAUGAUCAUGGGGAUAAUAUAAAGGAAGGAGCAGCUGAUGGCGGCGCCGCGGGUGGGGCGUUCACCCAAGCUCUCCUUCCUACUUUCAAGUCGUCUGACGCGGAUAAACCCACCUAUACCUCUCUUUUCAAGAGGACGGACAAGAUACCAUCCCAAAACCCUCAGUGUGAAAGGUUGAACCAGAACCGCAUCAUUUUCGACUCCAGGGCACCUACAACAGGACGUACAACAGCUGGGGAGGCAGAGGAUCUUUUGCUAUUCGCUCCGCUUGAUGGAAAACUUCUCGCCCUGUAUGAAACUCUGGCAAUGGCGUUCGACAUCCUUGAUCCGCAUCUCGCAGAGCACGGCUUGACGCGUAUGCCUCAUCCCGUAGAAAACAACCUUGCUGCUCGUUUCUAUUGGCAUCUCAACUGCGAGGUGAAAGAUGCUCUCGUCAACAUCUAUACCUACAUUGAAUGCAUGACCCUCAAACCCACAAGUGAUUACGACUCCUCCGGAAAUGCAAUUCUGAAACCGACUGGGGACAACCUCCUACAGCUUGUUGUCAUUGACGUCGUUGCGUCAGAUCGGACGAUGUAUGGAUAUAAAAUUACCAACAACAGCGCUCGUGUUCUCCACAUCUACUCCUUUUACUUCGACAACAGCAACUUUAGCUUUGGUAAUUUCAAGAUAAUUCUUACCACCACUUGA